Molecule: messenger RNA, 243 nt
Organism: Protopolystoma xenopodis
Lineage: Eukaryota; Metazoa; Platyhelminthes; Monogenea; Polystomatidea; Polystomatidae
Source: the annotation of a GenBank genome assembly
GUUUUCCCACGUGACAACAUUCUUCGUGCUUUGAACACAAUUUGCGAUAAUAACUGGUUAGGCAUCUCGAAUGGCCGGAUGGGUGCCAUAAAUGGUAUGAUGCCUGGCGGACGGGCCGAUAUCUCUUCUAUACAAUCAGAGGAGUUCUGGAUCGGGGUGAACUAUGCUCUUGCCUCUGUUUUACUUGCUGAGAUAGGGGGACCAAGAAGGUGUGGCUUUGGGUUUGGUCGCGUUCUUCCCUAG